GCGUAGUGGUUGCGCCUCGGCUCGUCGCGACACUCCGUGCGAGCUCAGCGGCUGGAAAAGGCGAGAGUUUGCAGCGUUGCGCGUCGGUCUCUGGUCUUUGUGCUUGCGCUUUACAGCCCUGUAAAAGGGACCGAUUUCCAUCGUCUCGGCUCGUGCGUCUCGUUUUCUCUCACGUCGGCACCAUGAACUGGGCUUUCCUCCAGGGCCUCCUGAGCGGGGUCAACAAGUACUCCACGGCGCUCGGGCGCGUGUGGAUGUCCAUCGUCUUCCUCUUCCGGGUCAUGGUGUUCGUGGUGGCCGCCGAGAAGGUUUGGGGUGACGAGCAGAAGGACUUUGUGUGCAACACAGCGCAGCCGGGCUGCCACAACGUCUGCUACGACCACUUCUUCCCCGUGUCUCACGUGCGCCUGUGGGCGCUGCAGCUCAUCUUCGUCACUUGCCCGUCGCUGCUGGUCGUGCUCCACGUCGGCUACCGCGAGGAGCGGGAACGCAAGCACCGCGCCAAGUACGGCGAGGCCUGCCGCCGCCUCUACCAGGAUACAGGCAAGAAGCGCGGUGGGCUCUGGUGGACGUAUGUGCUUUCGCUCGUCUUCAAGAUGGGCGUUGACAGCACGUUCAUCUACCUCCUGUACUACAUGUAUGAGGGCUACGACUUCCCGCCGCUGGUCAAGUGCUCGGAGGUGCCGUGUCCCAACACCGUGGACUGCUUCAUCUCGCGCCCGACGGAGAAACGAAUCUUCACUCUCUUCAUGGUGGUCACCAGUCUGGUGUGCAUUUUCCUGUCCCUGUGCGAGAUCCUGUACCUGCUGUGCAAACGCUGCUGCGAGUGUGCAUCCAGACUCCAGGACUCCCGGCAGGGUGCCCGGGCCACAUCCAUCUCCAGUGUGAAGACCCCCAACGCUCUGCUGGGGAACAGCACCAGCCGCCCACCGGGCCAAGCCCGGCUUGUGCCCUCGUACUCGGUGACGGUAUCGGCGUGAAGGGGGAUGAAGGACCAAGAUGUGGGACUCCAUAGAGAGACAUGAAAGAUGGUGGAUUACCUUUCAAAAGUGACAGGUUGUUUAACUUCAGAAACCGAGAAGACUUGGCUCAAAGGCUGCAAAACGUUUUAGGCCUUACUCAAAGACUGAUUAAGGGCUGAACUCAAAAAGCAGAGUUUACUCAAAGACUUGAGACUGGCAUGUAUGAAGUUGUGGUCAACAUAUGAAUUCCCACUUUGUUGUUCUUUGGACUGUGUCUUUGUUUCUUGACAUAAUCAUCUUAAAAGCUUUAAAAAGACACUACGCGACUAAAAGACACUACGAGUUCUCACUACAUGGAACUCGGCCGUGGAAGACACGACAGCUCCAGGAGGUGUUUGAUAAAAUGUACAGGGGGUCUGCGAAAUGGCCUUUGUUAUUUCUUCUAAUUGGCUUAUAACUACACAUACGGAGUGAUAUGCGGUUUAAACAGGUCAAAAAAGGUAUUUAUUUACUGGGGUAUUUUACUUCUGGAAGAAGCCCAGCACCUGUAGAAUGUGGCCAGGAGCAAAGAUUUUCCUAGCUGUGUCCUUACACAAAAACAUUUGAAAUCCAUGUUUCCAUGUUAUUUUCAAUAAGGUGCUUUAGAGGCACAAUGUUUAAAUGUAAUGUAAAUUAUACUAUAUACAUAUGUAAAUAUUUAAAUUGCCAUUAUCGCCAAACUAUGCAAGAAAUUACCCGAGGCUUAGAAUGAGGUGUGCAUCUCCCAUUGUGGGCUUUAGAAGUACAAGCAGGUAGGACUAAUAAUGAAAUUACAGCGCAAAUCAAGGGUCAACUUUCCAAAUGUUUCUUACUCUAGUUAAUGGUGAAACUGUUACUGUUUCUCUGUUUCUGCCAUGAUGUGACAUAAGUCUUUGAUUAUCCAAAUUGCAAGCAAGCCAGUUACAGAAUAAGCCAUAAAAACCAACUGGAGUGUUUAACUUAUGAGUAACGUCACACAGUGCAGAACUUUAUUUAAAACAAGGAAACCCAGUGGUAACCAGUGAAAGACCCCUAACCCAGUGCAGUGAAAGUAUUAUCCAGUGAGUCAUCUUCCCCACCGGAGCUCGUGCAGAUGGCCAAGUUUUUAUUUUGAACAAAGCAAGCCUCCGUUUUCCAUCGGCUGUUCCCAGCGGUCUGCGUGGUGACUCCGUGCUGCUGGAAGAACUGAGCAUUUAGAAAAAGUUGUUUUGUUUUUUUUCCGAAACCACAUUCAGAAAGAAUGAAGCUGUCCUGAAUGAGAGGCGACACGAUGAUUUUCUGCAGUACAGCACUGAUUCAUUUCUUUCCUCUAAUAGAAAUAUUGGUAACUAUCCUAAUUACAUUUUUUGGCUCUCAGAUUGCUUUGACAAAUGUGAACAAAUGUCUUUCUGCCAAAUAUUUACAUUCUUUGGACAACUGACCACAAGAAUCUUGGUUGUUAAUAGUUUUUGUUUGGUUGUUUUGGGUUUUUUUUACAAAUGUAUUGUGUAUUUUUUUUAAUUUAUUUUUUUUACAUUUCUGUAAGAAAUGCUGGUGUGUGCAGGUUGACCUGAGGGUACGUUCAGUUCUUGGGUGUCAGACUUAUUCUUGUGCUUCUCAUCAGACAAACUAGGAACUCAGGGAACGUGUGCAUACUGCUACUACAGUGUCUAGGCAACUACUGAAAAAUUGUCUUUUCUCUGUGUGUGUGUGUGUUUAUCUUACAAUAUUGCUCUCUUACCCUGUUUUUUUUUGUGUGUGUGUGGUUUUGUAAGCUGAUUGUAGAGCAGGGAGAACUCUAGACCUCAGGACUGGGCUUGGCCAUGCCUGCCGGCCCCGUGCUGUGGAGAAAGACAGCAAGGAUCACGGUGGGAUUUCCACUUGUAAACAUGCAUCCUCUGACUGUAAACAAAUGCCUGUGCUGAUUUCCUGUUGUGUCUUGUGCCAUGCCAGAUUUCUUCUUCGUUUUCACGUGUGCACCUUGAAACGUUUGAUUUCAUUAAAAGUCAGCAUUUCUAUUUUCA
This is a messenger RNA of Electrophorus electricus (electric eel), 2983 nucleotides long. It is a transcript of the gene gjb10, whose product is annotated as gap junction protein beta 10. Gene Ontology annotation, cellular component: connexin complex. The record is from RefSeq and is a predicted model, not a curated record. Gene Ontology annotation, molecular function: gap junction channel activity. Lineage: Eukaryota; Metazoa; Chordata; Actinopteri; Gymnotiformes; Gymnotidae. Gene Ontology annotation, biological process: cell-cell signaling.